CUGUGUCUCACCUCGGGGGAGGGUCGCGAUACAAGCGGGACCGAAAGAAAAGGACGCGGCGAGGUGGGGUGAGAAUCAUCCGCGGUAGAAGUCGAACAAGAGUUUCGGCGAACGGGCAGAACCGUACGAACCUUCAUCGCGGCCGCAGCGAGCGGGAUCUUUCACUUUGGUGCGAACACACACACACACAGACACACGCGCAUCCACACACAUCUAUACAGACCGCAAUCGUUCUCGUCAAUCGUCCGACGAACGCCGAGGAAGGAAGCACGCGUUCGAACCAGCAAACCUAGACGAACGAGCGAACCUUUGUCCGACCGAGCAGAAGAACGAAGAGAGAAGCAGCGAACAUGGUUUACGAGAGCGACUUCUACACGACCCGGCGGCCGUACACGCGGCCCUACGUCUCGUCCUACAGCGUCACGACUCGGCCCAUUACCCUACCGCUCUCCACUAUUCUCCAGUUGAGGGGCAUACCAUACAUGCCUCGCAUGCCAUACGUGGCGCACAAAAGGCUCGUGACCGUAAUCCACAUGCCCUACCAUACCGUGUACCACGGCGGCAGCCUGGUACCGAUAAGAGUUCAUGCGCGCGUACGACCCAGCGUCCUCGCAGCGGAGCUGAACAGGAUACGGAACCUGUGGAGGCCCUCGACCGAGUCCUACACGGAGAAGUAUCUUCAAUCCAGGGAUCGCAUCUACUUCGACGACGAGGCGAGGGAAAUACGCGCUAAAGUCGAUUCCCUUCUGCGACGGGUACACGUGUUCGUCCCACGAGCCGUAGCAAGCGACUUCUUGGAAGAGAUCGUGCCGGAACGUAUGCGCAGCGGGGAUUACGUGCGCCGCCUGCUGUCCGGCAAGUCGAUCGCGAAGAAGGACCCGGAGCCGGUCUCCUGGUACGAGGUGCCCGAAAGGGGUGACUUCGGCACCCUGGCCUGCGUCAAGUACGUCGCGGGCAACCCCCAGUCCAUCAGGAGGCCGUACUACAAGGUCGCCGAUCUCCGUCCCUCCGACAUCAAGAACGACGUUAAUUUUCUGAGCUACUACAAAAAGAAUCGGCAGGCGGCUGCCAACGCCUUGAAACAGGACAAGGAGGAGGCGAUCAAGAAAAUAGAGCAAUAUCUGGUUAAAGCAGCCGAGCAGGCCAGAAGCGACGAGGAGAGGAAGCAGGCGGCCGAGGAGGAGAGGGUGCAGCUCGAGCUGGAAGAGGUGAAGGCGUGGGAAGCGCUGCAGGUGGCGCAGGAACGCGCGGAGCAUAUCAAUGAAAUCCUCGACCAGGAGAAAGCGCAGGCCGAGAGGCAAGCCGAGGAGGCGAAAAUGGAAGCUGAUCGGCUGGAGGCCGAAAGAAUACGGGAGGUCGAAAGGCAGCUCGAGCAGGCUCGCCUGACGGCCCUGAUGGAGGAAGAGGAGAGAAUGAUCGUCGAGGAACACCUCGAGAAGGUUAGGGUACAGGAAGAGGAAGAGGAGAGGCUGGCGAACGUCGCGAUCGACGACACGGACGAAGUGAAAGACGUCGAUUGCUCCCGGGACGACGUGGUCGAGAGCGAGGUCACGGAUCAGGAGAAAGAGGAGAGGCCGUUCGUGCUGAUCGCGGAGGACGAGACGAAGAUCGAGGAAGAAAGCGUCCAGGAAGACGACCACCCGGAGCUACCCGACGACCCGUUCGUCGAGGAGCCGGUAGGAGCAGAGAGCAAAGCACACACAGGCGAGAACGCCGUCGAAGACACGCCGAACGCCGACGAUGUGGCAUCCGGCGGGGAGGAAGUCUUCGAGUGGGGCGACGAAGACGCGUAAAAACCCCCGGGAGCCGGACUCCUCCCUUCCAAUCGUUACACGCGACAAUUAACGUGUCCUUGACUAUGAUCCGCUGUCAACGCGUUCGCGACCGCGUAAUCUCUUAAAGUCUACAGCUGAAUGUCGCAAGAGUCUGCCAGCCGAAUGUAUACGAAUGUAAAGAGUACACGAUAGAACUACGUUGUCAGUACUUCAGUAACCGCUGAAGCUAAGUAGCUAAAGAAUGUCAAAGAGACUAGGACUAACCAGUACUCAGCUGAACAAUUCCAAAUGACUACGUUCCCAGUAUUGAAGAAUUUCACAGAACAUCGUUCCACGUUACCGGCCGCGCGCGCGUUGACAGGGUCGCGCAUCAUUACGCCGCGAGUAAGAGGAAGACGAAGAAACGUACGAGUCAACGCACGAGUCCCGUUGAAUGUCGAGCAAUCGCUGUCAUUGAGCACUUUCUCGGUUCGUCUUCCUCCGAGCUCGAGUCCAUUCGCAUCUACAUAUUUAUUUCAUUGUUAGCGCUAGGUACGUAAUUUCUAUGCGACAAUCGUAGCACGAUAAAGCGGCAACCGGUCGAUCGAAUCCGAGCGUCGAUUUUCGUUGGUCUGCCGGCGGCAUCCCUCGUAUUUACAUGACAUCACGGGCGAGCCGGGUGACGCGUCAGAAAUUCGAGGAAUAAAAAGACAACCCUUCAUUCUGGGGGACCUAUCGAUUCCUCGUCUUACCGAGUCUCAUUAGUAGGGUAGCCCGCAUCCCGUUAUUUAUUCUAUUCUCCAUUUAUUCCAUUUCGUGCCGGUUCUGACGUAUCGCUCGGCCGAUAUCGAUGAACGCUUCGCUUAUUAUUGUAGGACUCAUGAAUAAUGCACGAUACAGACUCGCGGAGGGGAAUAAGCAUGUUAGAAAUUAUUCACUCGGGAAGAACGGUCGCGUCGGAGAGAAACGAAAAUGUCGCCGCGGUCUCGGCCUCGAAACGCCCGACAGUUUUCUUUCCGACAGAACAGAUAAUCGCAUCUGCCGAGCGUGGAAACUUUGCAGAACUCCCGUCUCGUGCCCUUCGCGUAGUAAACAACGCGAAGGACAACGGUUCAUCGGCGACGAUACGUAUAUGUAUAAUUAUUCCGACGUUCCUAUAUUUAAUUCGCACCGCACGUUCAUGUAUCUGUAGCACGCAAUGUAUAUUCACGCAAUGCCUAUUUUGUCUAUACUUAUACGAUAAUAAACAUUAGCAUUUGAAUA
Molecule: messenger RNA, 3017 nt
Organism: Nomia melanderi (Alkali bee)
Lineage: Eukaryota; Metazoa; Arthropoda; Insecta; Hymenoptera; Halictidae
Source: RefSeq, a predicted model, not a curated record